CUAGCCACGGUCACACUAAAACAUGAUUUUUAUCAGUUGCGAUCGGAAAGGAAACUAAUUUUCGAGGAGAAGGCUAAAAGGUUUGAGCCGGUUUUGCAGGGACUUAAAGCGGUCCUCCAUGGUCAGCCACAAUGGCCUACGAGCGGCGCCUCCGAUCGCAGAACCUCGUGCACCUGCUGCAGAACCGCGAAUCCGGCUACACAUGCGCGGGCAGCCAGCUGGGCAGGAUGCCCCGGCUGUUCUACGAGCGCCCCUUCUACAAGUGUAUCACGCCCUGCCUGACCAUUGACACGGUGACGAUUCCGCCGGUCUACCUGCGCAAGUUCACGCCGGACGGCAGCAAACUCCUGGCCUUCUCGCAGGAUCAGCGCAGCCUGCACAUCUACCGCUACAGAGGAUGCGCGGCGGUGGGCGAACUGAUCCGUCGGGCGGACGUGGGCACUGGCGAGUGCUUCAGCAACCCGGGCAGCACGCUCAAGAGCACGAUAUUUGAGCGUCUGUUCGCCACCAAGGAGGCACUGACUCUGCGCCUUUGCCAGGGCGACUAUAGCCUCUACUAUCUGCACCGGGAGUUCAGCAUUUUCCUGGAGGAGGGCCGAUACGUCCUGCUGGCGGCCAUGUCCGUCCUGCGCGGCGCCCUGCCCAUCGAUGACUAUGUGCGCUACCCGGAUCUGUUCGACAAACUGGAAGUCUUCUCGUAUGUGUUCUUCGUUGUGGACCUGAAACUUGGCGUGGUCAGCGAUAGUCUUUUUCUGCCGCACGACUCCAUUGUGAUUGCCCACAAUCACGGCAUUUCGGUCUUUGGCUCCACGGUGGCGAUAAUGUCGCGGCUGCAUCAGUGCAUCUACGUCUACGGGGUGGCGGAGGGAAAGCUCCACGUGCAGGAGACCGUUGGUCCCCGGCCGCGGGACUUCAUCGAAAAGGCUCGCUCCGAUUUUAACAACCUGGACGCGACUACAGUUCUGCCCAUUACGCACAUUAAGCAGCGUGUUCUGAGCUUCCUGUAUCGCCAAAUUGAUCCCGACUCCCCAUCAGUUCAGGAAAAACGUCGAGAGUUUUACAAAAACUUUGAGUUCGUGGAGCACAUGAUUAUGGAGAGGAUGCAACUGGUAAACAAGGAACUCCUCCUGUUGCGUUAUGAAGAACGACCAAAAGACAGCGAAACGAUGCCCAUGGUAGCAACACCCCGCCGCUUAUAUGUUUUCUACACGAUAUCUGGCGAAGAAGUGGUGGGCGUGUAUCCAGAUUACUCCGUCGACCUGCUCCAAAUCAUUCUGCAAUUCUACGACGAGAUGAGCAACGUGCGAUCGCUGCAAACCGGAGAUGCGCCCUCAUUGCCGCUGCACUUCAUUCUGAAGCAAAACUUCGUGGAUGCCAACGAGUCGAUUCCCUUCGUCCGACAUGCGGCGUUGCGCUUCAAUCCCAGCGUGCCCGUCAGCUCGCAGAGCCUUUCGCCCUCGCCCUAUCUAAGGUUUAACGAAUUCAGCUUUGAUGAUCGCCACGUAUCGCCCCUGGAGCGACCCAAUCCCUGCUCCGCCGAGCCCAUUGUCUUCCGGGAUCGCGCCACGCAGUCAAUCAAGUUUAGACUGCACGCCACCGCACGCAGGCACAUCAAUCCAUUGGCACCGCGCGAGCUGUGCGCCUUCAUUUGGCAUCCCUUCGAGCCCCUAGUACUCAGCAUCCAGAAAUGCAUGAACAGCUACGCCUACCACGUACAUCUGUACAGUCACAGCACCGUGGUGAAUCCUUCAAGUGCCUGAAAAGUUCAUUUAUAUACAAUUCUAUAUAUGCAUUUUAUUUUGUUUUAUAUUAUAUAAUUUAUGUGAUAUGUUUGCAUACACUUGAUAUAGAUGUUUGGGAAACAAAACACGAAUACAUUGUGUUGAUAUGAAAUCAGAAUUGAUAACUUUAUUGGAGUUGCAAAAGUAUGACAUACAGGUAAACAAUUCUAAACUCUCAUAAAAAUAUUCAAAAUAUCAUGAGAUUGUUUAAGU
Molecule: messenger RNA, 1994 nt
Organism: Drosophila gunungcola (fruit fly)
Lineage: Eukaryota; Metazoa; Arthropoda; Insecta; Diptera; Drosophilidae
Gene: abo
Product: DET1 homolog
Exons: 2
Coding region: 132-1760 (542 amino acids)
Biological process (GO): positive regulation of proteasomal ubiquitin-dependent protein catabolic process; protein ubiquitination
Cellular component (GO): cullin-RING ubiquitin ligase complex; nucleus
Molecular function (GO): ubiquitin protein ligase binding; ubiquitin-like ligase-substrate adaptor activity
Source: RefSeq, a predicted model, not a curated record